Molecule: messenger RNA, 4192 nt
Organism: Beta vulgaris subsp. vulgaris (sugar beet)
Lineage: Eukaryota; Viridiplantae; Streptophyta; Magnoliopsida; Caryophyllales; Amaranthaceae
Exons: 11
Coding region: 90-953 (287 amino acids)
Biological process (GO): protein phosphorylation
Molecular function (GO): protein serine/threonine kinase activity
Source: RefSeq, a predicted model, not a curated record
UCUUAAAUCUUAAAGUAAGAAAAACAUAAACAUCUUGGUGAAAGAAAAGCGAGCGAAGAGAGAACGAGCAAAACAAAAUACUUCCUACAAUGGCGGAUAAACAAGGAUCUUCUUCGCGCUCUUCUUCCGCCGACAAGAAGCGAAAACGAGUUGCAGACUCCGAUUUCAAUUCGCAAAUCGACAAUGUCGACUCAUUUAACGACGAAGAAAUUCUCUCUCUAGAGAAGAGUCUUACUUUUAGCGAUACGUUAGUUGCUCUUCGGAUGAUGCGUGCUCAAUUUCCAAAGCUUGAGAAGGUUUCAGUCAAACCCUUCAUCUUACGUUCACAACUAUAUAGCAGCAUAAAGGAUAGAACUCAGGUUGACCGUGAAUUAGAGGUGUUGAAGAGGGAUAAAGUCUUGCGGGUUUUCAAAUUAACUACAGGGCAAGAUGAUCAUGCAGUGAUGUUUCUUGAAGACUAUAUACAUCAGAUAGAUACUGUUUCGAAGAAGAUAGAGACUAGGAAGGAAGGCGAUUUUGCUGUGUUUGGUUGGUUCAAGUCUCAUGUUAUCAUGUCAAAGUUAGAGCCAAGCGUUGCACAUGAAGAGCUUUUUGCGCUUGUCUUAUUGCAGUGUUCCUUAUUAUCAGCAGGAGGAAAAGUGAAGGAUGAACAAAUCUCUCUCUUGGUCAAUGCAGGCAUUCUUACUCGACAACUUAUUGAUCCAAACAUCUACUGGUUUGCUAUUCCAAAUAUUGGUUCAAUACUCAAGGGAAUCUCUCAGGGAAGAAAGGAGUUACUCUCUUUCCUGAAUCGUAGGAAAUUCAAGGAGAUGAUGCUAUCUUCAUUAGAGAAAAAGCGCCUUCGAUUUUCUUCCCUUGAUAUGAGAUUUCAUCUUCGUGAUCUGAUUGGCUCAGGUCACCUGCAAACUUUUCAGUCACCUACAGGCAUUGUUGUUAGAGUUUUGAAGGACUAGAAUCUUGACAAGUUCACCUUUCCUCUGUAUGUUUCCUGUAAGACAACUGGAUGUGGUUGGCCCGGAAGCCACACUUCUAUAAUGAAAGCAAAGACGAGGUUUAGGCGAUCCAUUGGACCGUAAUGAUUAUUUACAGAAGGUGGCUGCGUCUUUGACUAAGCUUUUAACACCUGUACGUGGCUAUUGGCUCAAAUGUUACUGAACAGUAAGUUGGCCCUUUAAUAUUAUGUCCAUAUCUAUAUGCAUGGAAGCAAGCAUUCCUUGGGUGGCAUUGAUGACUGCUUGACCUUUCAGUUCAGACAACCUUUUGAGAACUUACGUUUGGAAACAGAGGUUAGGAUAUUACCCCUUGAAGAAGUCUGACAAAUCCAUGUACCUUGUGAUGCGUCGAUGAUUCAACAACCCUUCUACCCUACUACAUCCUCAAAACUCAUUUGGUUAUACACUCAUUCACUCAUACUUCCUCCCCUUGUUAGCUGUUGUAUCAUAUUAACUUUUAACACUAUUUACAUUUUUUCCUUUGAUCCUAUUGUAAGGAAAUACAUAGUGCAGGUAAGAAAAAAACAUCAUGUGAGAUCUUGUUAGUUUCGUCUUAAUAUAUAUACUCAUAUAAUCAACUUUUAAAUUUAAUGCUCAAAGUUGCUUGUUGACAAACGCAUGAAGUUCUUUGGGUACAAGUUUUAAGAGACAGAUGAGGUAAUAUACAUGAUUUUUUUUUCUUGUGCAUACUUCAGUUACUUUUUGUUUGGUUAGUCUUUUUUUGAAAAAUUUGUGUAAUGAAAAUUUUCGUACCAAUUUUUUUUGAAUAUGAGGGUUAUAUCUUUUUUAAUUUUCGUAUUUUAAUGAGUCAUGAAUGAUUGGAAGCUUGUAGGGUUUAGUUACUUAUGAAGGUUAGUUAAUUGCCUUGCUUCAUACUCUCUCAUAAGUAGAGAUGUCAAUUCCAUAAAAGGUUGGUUUUCCACCCGUUAAAGUAGAUUUCAUAAUCCUAAAGCAAGACAUGAUUAUUUUUUGUUUCUCUAUAUUAAACAAUAUCAAAAACUUAGGUGUAUAGCAGCAGCUAAGAGAUGAUGCGUGUAGUCGUGUCAAUUACGGAUAUUUGGAAUCUAUAACCUAAAUUAUCAAAUGAUAAAGACUUUUUUUUUUUUGAGGAAAAAUUGAUAGAGACUGAUUUUAACUAUAUACAAAUAUAUAUUACUCUAUGCGCUGUUGCUAUUUUGCAAGUUAAAUCUACAUCAAUGUCAUUAUAAAACUUAUUGUUCUUUGUUGCUUUGUUAGUUAGGAAAGUAACUAACAUUCCAAGGUUGCUGUCGAUUAUGGGAUAAGGUUUUGGACCUGUGAAAGUUUCAAGUUACCAGUCUCUGUGUUAAUCUUUUUUCACUAAGGUUUCGUUUGGUAGGAUGUAAAACAUUUUCAGUGUAAAAUAAUUUUUCAUGGAAAACAAUUUACAAUGUAAAACACAAUUCCAAAAUUAGUUUUCCGUUGUUUGGUUCCAUGUAAGAAAAAUGAUGGAGUGAAAGGAAAAUGAAAGGGAAAGUAAGAAGGUAGUGAGAGUGUACAAAAGAGAUAAGGAAAAUGAUUUUCCCUUCAUUUCGAAGGGAAAAUGGUUUUCCAUCAUUGUGAAAGUAAUUUUACCCCAAGAAAAAACGAUUUUACACUCUUUUGCUAACCAAACAAUGUAAAACAGAAAAUAGAGGAAAACAAUUCUCCAAAAAAACGUUUUACGCCCUACCAAACAGAGCCUUAAAGGCAGACUCUUGUCAAAGGAGAGUCUUACCAAUAUAAUCGACAAGCAGGAGUAAAUCAAUUGCUAAUUAUGCUAAUUUUGUGCACAAAUUUUGAAAUAAAUGAUCAAGAUGUAGAUAUAUACCUUCUUAAAGAUUAUUAAAUUCAAAUUAAUUUUUUUCAUGACUAUCGUUGUACUACUCGGUUUAUGAUAGUUAGCAGUCAAUGGAAAUGUUAAGUGUGGAUGAUUAACAUUUCCUUCAUGGGUUGUUUUGUUUGUUUAGUGAGAAUAGAGGCUGGAUUAUUCCAUGUUCUUUUAGAUUUAUUUUCAGUUCAAUGAGAAUCAAUCUGGUUUUUAUAUUCCCUUGUUCGAUUUGGUGGGAUUAAGAUUUCUAGGGGCCUUGGAAUUUGGAUUGUAGCCUCUAUAGCCUCUAUUUCCAUGAAAAUAAGGAGGGAGGGGGACAUGCCCUAAUUAUAGGAUUGGCAAAAAUGUUGGAACUUUGAAUGAUAAACACUAUUGGAGAAAGGGAGAAUGUCGUAAGCCCUUUAUUUUUUUAAUACCUUUUUCUAGUACUUUGGAAUUUAGAUUGAAUCUCUAGUAGAAUUUUGUUUCGAUGCUAGGCUAAAUAGUAAAGGAUCAUAAAAUAUGUGUACCAACGUCUUUAUUAAUAGUUGUAGUUACUUAGUAUUAGGAAUGUUUUGAAUCGAUAUCCAUAAUAAUUUCUAACUCAAUGGUACGGAAAUUUUAAAUUUUGUAUUGGGCGUAUGAAGUGUGUAAUUAAUUUGUUAUUCUUGCUGUACCAAAAUGUUAUUUUAGUGUAUUGAUUAUAACUUCCAAAUCAUAAAAAGUUAAUAGUUUAGAGUUGAUACAAUCUCCACAUAUAUACAUUCCACCAACCAACACCAAGAAAGGUAUAACCACUAACAAGUGGCUUUCGUUUUGAAAACUAAACACAUUAAACACUAACACAUUACAAAAAUAUCAAGUCAUCUUGUUGGUACUAAGAAGUAUUCAUAUACUCCCUCCGUUCUAAAAUAUAAUUCUCAUUUUUCUUUUUUUCACAGUAAUUUAUGCAAGUAGAAUUUAAGAGGGAUAGUAAAGAUUUUUUGUUUAUUUAAAUAAAUAUUGUAUGGGAAAAAAAUGAUUUUUAGGAGAGAGAAUGGAGAAUAAUUGGUGAAAGAGUAUUAAUUGUAAUAUUUUGGUUGAAUAAACAAAGAAAAAAUCAAAAUUCAAGAAACAAAUAAAUGAUGGGACACGAUUUUUCUAAACAAAUUACCGAAAAAAGUGGAACUAAAUAUGAAAACGAGAAUUGUAUUUUGUGACACCCAAAAUGGAAAUGAGAAUUAUAUAUUGGGAUGGAGGGAGUAGUACUUAUGGUUUGUGAAAAUGGUACAAGAAAAUUUUCUAAUAAACACUUCUGCUUAUAAGGUUAACUUGGAUAUCAUACAAGUUCAAUUCUCCUAGGACACUUGGCCUUUGGCUGAGCCGGCCUGAAUCACGGCACAAUCUAACAUAG